Molecule: messenger RNA, 1150 nt
Organism: Nerophis lumbriciformis (worm pipefish)
Lineage: Eukaryota; Metazoa; Chordata; Actinopteri; Syngnathiformes; Syngnathidae
Source: RefSeq, a predicted model, not a curated record
UUGGAAAAACAAUAUGAACAUCCGGGUGUCUAGUGUCGUCAUGGUUACCAACAUGGCGUUGCUUGAGGGUGGUGCAUCAUGGGAAACGGACCAUUCUCGAAUUCGAGGAAGAAGCACCCAACUUUCUAGCAACCUCGGACAUAAAGGCAGCGUUUACGAAAACGACUAGUAAGUAAUGUCUGGAUGGUGGCAGCCUUCCUGCCCUUCUAUUGUGACUAAGGACUUCACCUCAGACUUCACCUCAACUCCUAUCAAGGAAAAUGAGAGAAAACAUGUCCACGCGACCGGAGACCUGGGGGCCAACGACGUCCUAUCCGAGGACGACGACACAUUUUCCCUCCUGUCCCCCAUUUAUCAUGAUAGUUAUGAAAGUGAUGAAGACGCCGAGCUCAAUACAACGCAUCAGACAUCCCUUAAAGACACACAAGAACGCAGUGUUUCUUCACUCAGAUGUGAUUUGCAAAAGUCACCUUCAGAGCCUAUGGGACCUGAAGCACUCAGUGCAUGGGAAUUGUGGCUGGUUAAAAAAAUGAAAGAAGACCAACUCAGAUUGAAAAAGAAAACCGAAGAGGAGCGUUUACUGAAGGAACAACGAGAACGGCAAGAAAUGGAACGAGAACGAAAAAGGCUCAUUGAAGAAAGAAAGAUUCUAGACUGGCAACAAAUGAAAAGAGAACAGGAAAGGCGUGAGCAUCUUCUGAAAAGAAGCAAAGAAGAAGCAGAGAUGCGACUACAACAGGAAAAACACAAAGAGGCAGAACAGAAAGCUCAACAAAAGUACAAAGAUUGGCUUCAGAAGAAGAAGAGGGAGAGGGAGGAAAAGGAAAAGCAAGAGAUUGAGAGAGCAUGUUUGAGGGAGGAGCAGGAGAAGGAGCGACGGAAGAAAGCAGAGGAGAACUUCAAUGAAUGGCUGGAAAAAGCCAAUGAAAAAUGCAGAACAACCCUUAAAUCACCUCAUCAUCCAAUACGUCCUUGGGAUUACAAUCACCCACCACCCAGCUUUUACAACCCAAUCCCAUGGAAGCCUAUCCACACUCCCCCUCCAGAAACACCUCCUGAAAACACAUCUAGAAGAAAGCCUAACAAACAACAAAAAAGAGGACCAAGCUUUGGUGCAUCAGGUCAUUUCAGAAACAUAACACACAGAUAA